GACUUUAAUCAACCAUUUUGUUACGUAUCGGCACGCAAUAAACGUUCCCAUUUUCACCAACUGGUGUUGUUUAUUUAGUCUGAAUGUAAAAUAAUUGAUUGAGAUUUCACACAGAUGGAAAAUAUUUUUGGCCAAGGCUGUAUAUGUUAUGCUGCUACACUGUACUUGAAUAAGUAAUAUUCAUUAUAGACGAUUGUUACUACUUAUUAGAUCAUCUUAUUCUCGUUAUGUUUAAUUUAAUACAUUGGUAAGAAGAGGAGGCAAAAUAAUGUGAACGUCUAUUAUUUUCAGUUGCUUCACCGUUGUAUGUUAACCACACAAAAUUGUGGACUAGUGAUUACAGGACAAUGUUACCUAUAUUCGACCUGAAAGUAUUGUAGGUGGAAAUGGUGUAAACGUUUCAUUUGGAAGCUUACUUUGGGUCAGGGUAUAGGUCAGGUUCCGCGAACAGAGCACGGUAUAAAUUAGGUCUGUAUCACAACAUGAAACUUUUAAUGCGACGUAAGCUGCAAUUUCACGUUUCUAUUGUGAGCCUCGAAAAAAAUUGAAAGUUGAACUUUAACCCGUAUAUUUCGGUUUUAUCGUCCCCUGUAUAUUUUUAUAUUAUAAAUUUCAGUCUUCUACGUAUCACAUGUGUAUAACAGUGCAUUGCUGUUCUCUACUGCAUUUCCACUUUUAACAUCUCGCAUUUCCAGGAGCUGCGGCUUCCAUCGCAACUUUCGUUAAGAGCAACUUAUUACGAAUGAUCACCAACGAGGAGCUGGCACGGAGAAUGGAUGACAUCUCUGAGAGCUUCUCGUCGACUUUGCACUCCCUGGCGCAGCAGGACAAGACUUUGAGCAAGAUAGCGACGAUCGUUAGAAACGCGACGAAGAAACAGCUGCAGUCCCGCCAUCCUCGCGCGAUUGUCACGUGCCUGUUGAAGAUCCUGUUGCACUACGAGGGCGUGAUGCACAUGAAUGGGUUCUGCGAGUGGAAACGUCGACGGAAGUUCAGGGUCGCCCGGGAUUGCUAUCACACCCUGCUGAGAAGCUACCUGCCGGAGAAGUCGCAUGAGGUCGUGGAGACGAUCGUGGAGGCCGUUUAUCACGAGCAGCUCUGGAAAUUCGAGACAUUCUGCUUCGAGGUGAUGUACAGCCUGCUGGACGUCAGUCCCGUCAGCGUCGGGCUGGUCAUCCACGAGAUCUGGAGCAAGCUAACGUCGCCGGAGAUCGGCGUCGAGGACGCCCGCGGCAUCGUCAGGGUGUUGUACGAGCUGCUGGACGUGUACGUGUGGCCGGCGACGCAGGACACGGUGGUGACGAUCGAGGGGAUGCUCGGGCUCUUUCACGCCAGCAUCAUCGCACGUUUGGCAACGGCCUCCGACUUUUCCUCCCCCUCGAGAUCGCCGCCGCCGUCGCCGCUCGCGAGCCUCAAGAAGGGUCUGGAGGUCUGCCUGAGGAACACCAUGAAGCACCUGUCGAACGACCAGCUGCUGGUAGUCGUGCAGCACUUGUGCUCGUGGACGGUGGCCACGGACACGAGCGACGAGUUCGUCCUCGAGUUCGGUAGCACCCUAGAAUUCGCGGCCUACACGCAUCAGGCGGACCUCUACGAGCAGACGCUCACGCCGGCGAUCUUCCCGCUGCUGAUGCGAAUGGUGGGCUCGGACAGUCGGUUGACCAGUCUGCUGGGCAACCGGGUGCUACAGUACCUGCUGGACCGCAAGGACAACUGGGCGAUCUUCGACACGCCCAGGAUCUUCUUCGAGCACACGCGCCUCGACCUGCGUGUCGCGCAGUGCCGCAAGGAGGACCGGCUGUUCUUCAAGCUGCACCGUGAGCUGCUGCACGAUAGCCUGCUAAAGAGUCUGGUGAAUCAUUCGGAUUCGCGGAUGAAUCUCGAGACGACGUACUGCACGGUGUGCCUGAUCGCCGUCGAGGUGCCCUGCGGCUUCAUAGCCGCCGCCCUGGUCUGCCUCGCGAUGAACCUGCAGGAGAUCAUUCUGCAGUGGCAGAACAACCGCGUCGAGGUGGCCUGUCACAUGCACGCUACCAUCAUCUCCGUAAUGUCCCUCAUCUGUUGGAUACACAAGGCCAAGGUGUUUUACAGCUAUGUGAACAGAAUCGUGAUGGAACGGGCGCAAUGGGCGCCGCACCUCAACCCGCCCAUUCAGUCGCAAUAUAAUUUCGCCUUGCACCAUGUCCGCUGGAACAAGCCGGGGUUGUUCUUCGUCGACUGGGAGGCGCGCUACGGCCUCUGGAAGUGCUUCCGUCUCACCGACAGCCAUAACGGCACCUCGUCGAGCGUGUGAUAUUAGAGACUGAACGUGAUUUCUGAAACGAAUCAGGAUUUCAAAGGUCUCUCUUGACUCUGGUACACUUUGAACGAAGAAAGAUUCAUGGAAAGAUAAAAAAACUCAUCGUGGCCAGCCUAAAUAUAGAUUGGAGAAAGAAUGAAGAAUUAUAUCUCGUGCUAUAAAUGGAUCAUUAAUAGAGGCUUUAUUGUGUAAUAGCGUUAUAAUUUAUAAAAUGGGAAUGUUUUUCAAAAAGUCGACCAAACUGGCAAGAAAGUGAUCUUUAUUUAGUUCACAACGUUUCGACCUCUUAAUCGGGUCGUCUUCAAGUGUGGUCUACGAACAAUCAAAGUAAUUGAGCCGCGAUGUAAAAAAGAAACAAAGGAAACACAUUUACAUUUUACUUAACUUACUAAUCACACUGUCUAAUUAUUUUACCUAAUUUCUAACAACCAGUACCCAUUUUCACCAAUAAUUCCAGGUUUGACAAUAUGAAUCUGCAAGACUCACGCACUCACUCAGCUGUUUCGGUUAAACAAAUUACGCUCCGACAACUAUAGGUACUUUCACCUUUAUACAUCACCAUGCUAAAAAAUAGACGUUCCUUUUGCUUUUUUAAGAUCGCGGCUCAAUUACUUUGAUUGUCUGUAGACCACACUCGAAAAGGACCCGAUUAAGAGGUCGAAAUGUUGUGAACUAAAUAAGGAUCUUGCCAGUUUGGUCGACUUUUUGAAAAAUAUUCCCAUUUUUUAAUUAGGAUUCACUUCAAAAUUAUAAUUUCUUUGGAGCCAAUCAUUUUUCAUUCCACUUCCCAUACAGCACCGAAGCUUUCAGAAAACAAAUUGUUGCAAUGUUUCUGAAAUGUUUCC
Messenger RNA from Vollenhovia emeryi, 3144 nucleotides. RefSeq lists its product as uncharacterized. The transcript has a single exon. Gene Ontology annotation, biological process: protein localization to plasma membrane. Gene Ontology annotation, cellular component: plasma membrane. The record is from RefSeq and is a predicted model, not a curated record. NCBI's taxonomy places the organism in Eukaryota, Metazoa, Arthropoda, Insecta, Hymenoptera, Formicidae. The coding region runs from base 743 to 2293 and encodes 516 amino acids.